Messenger RNA from Hemibagrus wyckioides, 7188 nucleotides. It is a transcript of the gene syndig1l, whose product is annotated as synapse differentiation inducing 1-like. The transcript is spliced from 4 exons. The coding region runs from base 680 to 1474 and encodes 264 amino acids. NCBI's taxonomy places the organism in Eukaryota, Metazoa, Chordata, Actinopteri, Siluriformes, Bagridae. Gene Ontology annotation, cellular component: membrane; intracellular membrane-bounded organelle. The record is from RefSeq and is a predicted model, not a curated record.
UUCAUUGUGGACACCGCGUCCAUUUUCUCCAGUCUGAUCUAAUCUAAUCUAAUCUAAUCUAAUCUAAUCUAAUCUAAUCUAGUCUAAUCUAAUCUAAUCUAAUCUAAUCUAAUCUAAUCUUUUCUGAGUUUGUAGCAGGAGAAAUCAUAAAUUCUGAGGAGGUCCGAUGCUCCAAUGAUCCGCGCACAAACGCGCGCGCUGUCUGAUCAUGGGCUAUUAAUCGAGCUGCUGGGUGCGUGCGUGUGCGCGCGCUUGUGUGUGUGACACACACACACACACAUACACGCGCACCGCACCGAGAAGGAGAGCAGAUCUUCCUGAGUGUCUCCUGCGGAAGACUGAACACACACACACACACACUCACACACACACACGCACGCGCGCACCCAGAUGUUGAUCUGUCGCUUCUAUUUUUUACCCGGUGAGGAAAUAAUCCGAUUUCCGAGCAACAGAAAUGUUCAGUGAAUGUGAUGGAGCUGUGAAAAUUCCGCCAUCCAUCCGCGUUGGGAUGAUCAGAGUCGCAAGCUCAUGGCCUGUUGAACACCAUUAGCCCUCGUCACAUCGUUCCAGGCAAGGUCAUCGCUUCCUUCGUUCUCCCGAUCCCCCCCCGUCCCCUGUCGCCUCCUUAAACCUUGGACGUAAGGCAGUCACCUAGUUCCGUGUGGGAAGGUAGUGUACCAUGGAAAACCUGAGCGAGCUGCAGAACCCUCUGCUGGACAAAAACAGCAAGCACGUGGUCAAAGCCGACUACGGCUACAGGAGUGACUUCCCCAGCAGCCAGUACCAGGAGAACAUCAUUAACUACUUCGUGACCAGCAGCGGAGGCAGAGGUGGAGGAGGAGGUGGUGGUAAUGGUGGAGGAGUUGGCGGUCAGGUUGGGGUCAUGGCAACGAACGGUAAAGCUAAGUCUCAGCUCCUGGAUGCCACUUCUCUUCACCUGGCAGUGGAGGCUUUUUACAAGCCCAACUUCAUCCUCUACAAGGACGACGUCACCGUCAAGGCCAAGGACUACAAAAGCGAGUGCUGCGAGACCACCUUCACUGAAAAGAAAGAGAAGGAGGUGUGCGUCGAGACGCCCAGCGCCGAAGAUCCGCAGGCUAAACUCCUGGAUGAGAACGAGGUGAAGAUCCAGACUGUGUCCUAUGAGGUGGAGGAGGAGGAGUACGUCGAGUACGAGACGGACUGCUCCAGCGACAGCGAGAGUGAAGAUAACUUCAUCGUGGUUCCUCCUCGUGAUCAUCUGGGCCUGGCCAUCUUCUCCAUGCUCUGCUGCUUCUGGCCUCUGGGUAUUGCAGCCUUCUACUUCUCUCAGGGGACCAGCAAAGCCGUGACAAAGGGUGACUUCCCGAUGGCCAGCAUCGCGUCCAGACGAGCUCUGUUCCUGGCCGCUCUCUCCAUCACCAUUGGAACCGGGGUAUAUGUGGGGGUGGUGGUGGCUCUCAUCGCCUACCUCUCCAAACCGGGGCAUAUAUAGCAGGAUCCAUUAGGGACCGGAAUUUCAUUUUGCUCCGAGAGAGAGAGAGAGAGAGAGAGAGAGAGAGAUGAAUUCUGGAAUUCCAAACAGAACAUUUUUGGGAGUUCUGUAUAUUAAAAGUGAACGAGAGGAAAGUCGGAGUUCGGAGCGUGGAUGUGGUUUUGAAACGCAACCACAACCACAGCCACUGGGUGUGUCUUAUUUUUAUUUAUUUAUUUACUUAUUUUUUUGCCGCUUAAGGACUUCAUCGCAAAAAUAAAAGGACAAAAGAAAGCAACACGUGACGACGCCUCUCUGUGAACUUCAACCUGAAAAGAUCGACUGAAAUCCACUCGUUUUCUUUCUUUCUAUCUAUCAGCUCGGUUAAAUGCAUCAUCGCUGGUGUCCAGGGGUCGAAGAAAUCCCUGCUUGGUACCCUGAACUCUUUCCUGCUGUGUGUGUGUGUGUGUGUGCGCGAUACUAACAUGGCAUCCGAACAAAACUGAGCAAGGUGUGAGAAAAUCAAAUCCUCAUAUUAUAUGUUUACUUACCAAAACAGCUAACAGCAUGAAUAAUUUAUUUAAAAAUAGAAAAAGAAAAAGGAAAGUCAGAGUGGACGUCAUGGCUGGACUCAUCAUCGGUGUUCCUGUCUGAUCUCCUCGUUCCUUCUCGUAAACUUCGUUUCUUGUCGUUCGUUCGGCUCUGGCGCAAAGCUCUGAUGCUUCACUUCACCAUAAUCAUCACCUGGGGUUCUGAAUCCUAACAACUAGAAAACAAAACAACUUCCAACACAUCUGGAAAAAAAGAGUAUUGAUUCCAGAAAUUGUGUCGAUGUGAGUUAAAUUCCGGCUCGGGAUUGUAAGAGUAAUGAGAAACGAUGGUAUGUUCAAACUUUUAAACAUUUUAUUUAUCAGCAAUCGUUUCUUUAAAAAAUGGGAAUUUAUUUAUAUAUUUGCUUGCUUUCUGUGUUUAUUUGUUUGUUUGCUUGAUUUAUUUAUUUAUGUAUUUAUUUGAUUUCAAACAUGUUUUCAAUUACAGUCCUGUUCCUAAAACAUUAUGCCUCAGACAGACACAUGACUCCAGGAUGAUUGACAGGUGUGUGGGUGUUCAGUACUCUCCCAUAUUAACUGAUACCAUGGAAGCUCCGCCCCCUCCCUACAUCUCACAGGGAAACACCUUCGAGUUCACAGCAACCGGAUUUCAUUAAUAUUAAUGAACUCCAUCUCUGUCAGUCUAUUUAACAUAUUAUACAUGGAUACAGAUGUCAGUUAAUAGGAUUUACGUGGGAGGCAAACAGGAAGUGACCGUUUCUGACCGGGUCUGAACAAAAGAGAAAAGAGUGAUUUCGAAAAAUUCGAAAAUUUCUGUAAAAAAAAAAAAGAAAAGAAAGAAAGAAAUUGCAAAAAUUCAAAAUUCAUUACUAAUAAUCUAAAUCAAAAGUAAAGCUUAUGUUUCUAAAAAAAAAAAAGUCUUGUGGGUGGGGCUUAUUUGCAUAAGAUGGUGCUUGGACCCCUAAAAAAAUGUAAGCUAUAAUGAGGAUGAUGAUGAUUAUUUUAACAAAAAGAGUAUAUUGAAAGUAAUGGUUAUGUUUUUAACAGUUUACUGAUUAAAAUAAAAUUGUUUGACAUUUUCAAAAAACAUAAUUUUUCCAUGAUCCAACGAUGCUGUGGAAAAAAACAGAGGUAAACUUUUUACUUUGAAGAAAUAUCCAUAUUUGUGCAGACAAGAUAUAAGAGCGAUUAAGAGGUCAGCAGUUCACCGAGAGCGUUCGCUUUGUUACUGACUCUCACUGGAGUCAGAUUUGUGUGUGAGUGUGUGCUCACGUACACACAGUCGAGCACAAACACACUAACGUGAGGGUGUUCUCAGUGUCGUGAAAAACACAAAGACAAGCUUUUGUUUCCAGAGCAUCUGUUCAAAUAGGUUAUAAUGUAUGGCAUUGCUCCAGGCGAAGCUGUGAUGGAGCGUCAACAUUAGCAUAAUGUCGGAGGCGGAGGAGAGAGGUGCAGAGGUGCUUUCCUCAUACGCCGAGUUCUUCAUAUACCUAGGAGAUCAUCAUACGCUGAGUUCCUCAUACGUUGAGAUAUACACGCUGCGUUCCUCAUACACCCAGAUCCUCAUAGAUCAAGUUACUCAUAUGCAAGUUUCCUCAUACUCUGAGUUCCUCAUACACCCAGAUCCUCAUAGUUCAAGUUACUCAUAUGCAAGUUUCCUCAUAUGCCGGUUUCCUAAUACACCCAGUUCCUAAAACACAGAGUUCCUAAUACACCAAGUUCCUUAUACACCCAGAGUUCCUUAUACACAGUGUUCCUUAUAAACCCAGAUUCUCAUACACCGAGUUCCUAAUACACAGAGUUCCUUAUACACCGAGUUCCUAAUACACAGAGUUCCUUAUACACCGAGUUCCUAAUACACAGAGUUCCUUAUACACCGAGUUCCUAAUAAAUGGAGUUCCUCAUACCAAGAGUUCCUAAUACACACAGUUCUUCAUACACCUAGUUCCUAAUGCACUGAGUUCCUUAUACACAGAGUUCCUUAUAAACUCAGAUUCUCAUACACCGAGUUCCUUAUACACCGAGUUCCUAAUACAAAGAGUUCCUCAUACACCGAGUUCCUCAUACCAAGAGUUCCUAAUACACACAGUUCUUCAUAUACCUAGUUCCUAAUACACUGAGUUCCUCAUACACAGAGUUCCUAAUACACAGAGUUUCUCAAACACCCAGAUCUUCAUACACAAGUUCCUCAUACACCCAGAGUUCCUAAUACAAUGAAUUCCUCAUACACAGAGUUCUUAAUACACAUAGUUCUUCAUACACCGAGUUCCUAAUACACAGAGUUCCUAAUACACAUAGUUCCUCAUACACCGAGUUCCUUAUACACCGAGUUCCUAAUACACUGAGUUCCUCAUACACAGAGUUCCUAAUACACAGAGUUCCUAAUACACAGAGUUUCUCAAACACCCAGAUCUUCAUACACAAGUUCCUCAUACACCCAGAGUUCCUAAUACAAUGAAUUCCUCAUACACAGAGUUCCUAAUACACAUAGUUCUUCAUACACCGAGUUCCUAAUACACAGAGUUCCUAAUACACAUAGUUCCUCAUACACCGAGUUCCUCAUACACCGAGUUCCUAAUACACUGAGUUCCUUGAAGUGGGUCUGAGAAGCAUGUUAAAACUUUAUGCUUAAAUAGAACUUUCAUGGGUUUCCAUAAAAAAGGGAGAUAAAAGAACCACUUAAGACCUUUGUUUGUUUGUUUGUUUGUUUGUUUUCAUAACGUGUUCCUGGUAUGAAUGCAGGCUUAGAACCGAAUUUGGGAACUCUGUUUGAAAUCCCAGCAUUCAGAUCCCACUCCAUCCUCAACAUAACCAGUGCGCUGUGUUUGGAAAGCAGCUAGCAAAUUGCGCUAAAUACAAAAGAAACGUCACAUUAAACGAGCAGGCUACCUCUAGGUGGUGCUGGUGAGGCAGAGUGAAGUUGUAAUGUAAUGUAUUCUGCCACAACUAGAAGCGUGUGUAUCUUCUGAUUCUUCUUCUUCUUAUUAUUAUUAUUUUUAUUUUUAUUAACUAAUUUAUUUUAUUUAUCUUUUUCCUCUGCAAAAGCCAGUUGUUUAGUUUUUGUGGGCGGGGCUAAUUUGCAUAACAUGACCCCUUGCAUAACCUGCACCCCUCAAAAAUUGAAGCUUGUGAAUCCUAUUGUUAUUAUUUUUUUUUCACUUAAAUAAUAAAUAGAAUUAAAUAUAUUUCGUCCAAAAAGCUACAUGAAAACGCCCACCCCCCCGCCCCCCUCCCCAGACCAUCCCCUCUCGCUCCACAUUUGCGUCCAUGUAAACAUUAAUAAUUAGCAAAAAUUUUCAACGUUCCACGUUUUGCAGAGUGACUCAUCUGUUAUCUGAACCCUCAGUGUUAGUCCUGUGUGGGCAAACAGGAGCUGAUGGCAUUGUCUUCUUCGUCACUGACACAUUAAAUGUCACCAUUUUAUCAAAUAUGAGCAAACACAAAGAGAACAACAGAACAGAACGUUUGCUUUCUUGUUUGCCCUGAUAUAAAAAAAUAAAAAAAAAACCAUGACUCAAACGCUUGAGCCUCUUCACGUCUCUAAGGACCUGUGACUCAUAAUUUGUGCUUUGCUGAUGUUGAUGCGAAUGCAGGCUUCGCUAAAUGUGUUUCCAUUACAACCAGCGGAGCGUUAAAAGCCAACAUUAGGCACUUACAGUCUGGCGGUACAGCAGCCAUCCGCUAUAGCCCACCAUUUACGCUUCACAAUUAGCUUCCCAUAAUGAGGUUCUCUGGAGCAGAACUGCAAAUAGCACAAUAGAAACACUUCUACUCAUUGUCUAGGAGAACGACUAAACCCUGACUUACUGUAUACAGGUUAUUAAAGGGAAUGAAAUGAAGAUGGCCGGCAAAAUGUAUAACUCGUGUAAGUCAAUACAAUAACAGGCAGGCGGAAUGUAGCGGGAACGAGCGUUGGUUUCAUUAUUUAUUAUUAGGGAUCGAUAAAAGAUCAUUCAUCCUCAUAAAAUAGACAAAAAGAUACAGGACAAAAUCAGUGACGAAAUGUGAAGCUCAGAACUCGACUUAAUAAUAAGAGGGGUUCGAAGGGACGCUAAUCUAGGAUUAAACAUGGAAAACACAGUGGAUGGUGUCGGGAAUAGAAACAAAGCCACGUGGGAAUGUAAAAAUAAAUGUAAAAUACAUGCCGUGAAUUCUAAACGAAACAUUUUCGGUAUACAUUAGAUUAUAUUAUCAAGGGGAGACACAGUAGGAUAACGAAGGAGUCAGGAAAAUUGAAAAUUCAAAAAGCACAUAACAUGAACUCUGACCAAAGGUAGUGGGAGAAGCUAGCUCAGUGGUUAUGGUGUUAGCCUAUUGCUCAGAAGGUUGUGUGUUUGAAUCCCAGGUCCACCAAGGGCCCCUGACCAAGGCCCUUAACCCUCAAAUUGCUCAGUUAUAUAAAAUGUAAGUUGCUCUGGAUAAGGGUGCUAAAUGCCAGAAAUGUGAACAUGGAUUUUUGGAUAUAUUAGAAGCUAAUCGAUGCUUAAACACUGAACAGGUGAAGACAGUAGGAAAGCACACAGUGUGAACUCAGGCGAACUGCAGCACAUACAGACAUUCGUGACAAAAAAACUUUGUCGAGAUGCGAAUUUCAGUGGAUGUUUCUGUCGUACGUAAGCACAAGGCCGUGUAAAAACGUGAAAAAAUUUGUAUUCUAUUAAUUUUAUUUAUUUUUUUAAAGGUGGCUUAAUGAUGUUUUACAGUGUUAUAAUUGUGUUUAUUUAUUUAUUUAUUUAUUUAUUUAUUUUUAUCUUUUUGCUUCUUCAAAUGACCAAAACCAAUUAAAAAAUAAUAAUAAUUAAAAUUGAAAUUAAAAUGAAUGUACUGUAUGUUUUACUGUUGGGAAAUUUUCCCAUGGUGUUUUGAUUCUGUGUUUUGUUUGUUUGUUUGUUUGUUUAUUUGUUUGUUUGGUUGGUUUUUUUGGGGGGUGGUCUGAUGUGUUGGACGCAUUUUUUGGUUUUAAAAGAUUUGACGUAUAAAAAAACCCCAAACAAACGAGCGGUGUGUAAACGAGCUUCAUAACGCUGAGGAUGAUUUGUGUUCUCUAAGUAUUGUGUUUCGAUCUCUUUCACAGGUUGUGUCUCCAGAACUUGUAAAUACUGCAAAUAAAAGAGAAAAAGGAUGCUGUAUAAAAAUAAACCACAUUUGAGACAAAACCAUACAGGAUGUGAGCGUUUGCUU